Messenger RNA from Dermatophagoides farinae (American house dust mite), 1463 nucleotides. It is a transcript of the gene Uba3, whose product is annotated as Ubiquitin-like activating enzyme 3. Gene Ontology annotation, cellular component: cytoplasm; nucleus. NCBI's taxonomy places the organism in Eukaryota, Metazoa, Arthropoda, Arachnida, Sarcoptiformes, Pyroglyphidae. Gene Ontology annotation, molecular function: NEDD8 activating enzyme activity. The record is from RefSeq and is a predicted model, not a curated record. Gene Ontology annotation, biological process: protein neddylation.
UUACACGUUAAUUUUUGACGAAUGUUUUCAGUUUAUUUGGCUCAUCAUUUUUUUCGUUCCAAAUUUUGAAAAUUUCUAAAAUAAUGGAAACCGACUCCGUUUCAUCAUCGACACGACGACAAUGGAAUCAUUUGAACAAAGUUCUCUCACGAACCGGUCCAUUUGUACAGGCUGGAUUUGAUGUAACAGCAGGUUUAACCGUAUUACAAGAGGCAAAAAUUCUGGUCGUUGGUGCAGGUGGUCUUGGCUGUGAAAUGCUCAAAGAUCUAGCCAUGAUGGGUUUCGUGGAUAUUCAUGUUAUCGACUGCGAUACGAUUGAAAUAUCGAAUCUAAAUCGUCAAUUUUUAUUCCGUACCAAAGAUGUUGGCCGUAGUAAAGCAGUGGUUGCUGCCGAAUUCAUAAACAAACGUGUUGCUGGCUGUAAUGUUACCGCUCAUUUCUGUAAGAUUGAAGAUAAAGAUCCGGAAUUUUAUUAUCAAUUCAAUGUAAUCGUCAGUGGUCUAGAUGCUAUUGGUCCAAGACGUUGGCUAAAUACUAUGCUAUUCGGUUUGUUGCAACCAUCGUCUGAAAUGAAUCCAGCCGAAAUGAUCAACAUAAUACCAUUGGUUGAUGGUGGAACCGAAGGUUUCAAAGGAAAUCUUCGUGUAAUCAUACCAAGUCAUGCCGAUUAUCCAUGUGUUGAAUGUAUGCUGGACUUGUAUCCACCACAGAUUACCUAUCCACUUUGCACAUUGACACAUCGUCCAAGACUUCCUGAACAUUGUAUUGAAUAUGUUAAACUUAUCCAAUGGAAUCGUGAUAAUCCAUUCGGUGAAGUGGAAUUAGAUGGUGAUGAUCCAACACAUCUUCAAUGGGUAUAUGAACGUGCAAUGGAACGUGCUACUGAAUUCGGUAUCGAAAGUGUUACCUAUCGACUUACACAAGGUGUUGUCAAACACAUAAUACCUGCGGUAGCAUCAACUAAUGCAACGAUUGCAGCUGCUUGCUGUACCGAAGUAUUCAAAUUAAUGACUGCUGCUGCACCAUUUCUUAACAAUUAUCUUGUACUAAAUAAUUCUGAUGGAAUCUAUACGUAUACAUAUGCAGCCGAACGUAAACGAGAUUGCAAGAUUUGUGGUACAUUACCGAUACCAUUGAAAAUUUCUUCGAAAAAAUUAUCAUUAAAUGAUCUCAUCGAUCAAUUGGUAUCGGAUUAUCAAAUGGCCAAAGAAAAUAUAUCCAUACGAACAAUAAUGAAAAAUGGUUCUGAUCAAACAUUAUAUAUGGCAAGUUUAGCCGAGCAAACAUCGUUGAAUCUAACAAAAACAUUACCACAAUUAAUGAUUGAUGAUGGUCAAUUGAUUGUUGUCAUUGAUAAUCAUUUGAUGAAAAAAUUUGUAAUUAAUUAUGUAUAAUUCAAUUUUUUUCCAUUUAAAUUUUAGUCAUCGAUUAAACUAAAAUCAUGAAUGAAUGAUACAGGUGAA